AUGCGAUUCACCCUUCAAUCGUUGUGCCUCUUGUUGGCGGUGAUGUUGGCAAUGUUCUCGAAUGUGCUCAGCGCUCAGGAUUUCUCGCCAAAAGAGGUCGAAUUGUUACAAAUUCUCAGCCGAAACAAGCUCUUGCCUGAAGCUGGUCGUUGGAAGCGCGGCGAUCUCGAGCGUUUCCAAGCCGGAAUGGAGAUUCUCAACCGUAAUCGCUGCUUUUUCAACCCGGUCUCUUGC
Mesorhabditis belari is the source of this 234-nucleotide messenger RNA. The record is from the annotation of a GenBank genome assembly. NCBI's taxonomy places the organism in Eukaryota, Metazoa, Nematoda, Chromadorea, Rhabditida, Rhabditidae.